AUGGAAGUCUCGCAGACAACAGCUGCUCCAGGCACAAGCGAGCCAGCAGAGAGCGGACCCUUGGUCAUUACUGUCACAACGACGGAACCCGGCUCUACUUUCACAACCACGCUGGAUAGAACGUUCCCUGCGUCCACAAUCACAGCGCCUGGAAACACAAUCACGGUUAUAUCCGCGUAUACGACGACUUUGAUAAGUAUAAGCACGGUACCGGCUUCAGUUCAUCUGGUUACCCUUACUUACACGCAGCCAACGACUGUGGUCUCGACCGAGCUGGUGCCUACCACAGCAAUCUCUAGUGAGUUAUCUGUAAGCACCUUGACUACCUAUCUACCUGGUAGCACCUUCGUGAGUCAGCCAGCCCUCUCACACACAUGUGCAUCCACUGAAACCAAGACAGACGACGACUUUUGAGACUGUGUACCCUGCUUCUACUCUGACCAUCUCGAUACCUGGUCCAACAACGACGGAACUUUCCUUUGUCACGCAGCCCGCAUCUACUGAUUACGUGACCAGUGUCUCCACGGCUCCGGGUACAACCAGCACGCUGGAAGUUACGUACACGCAGCCUGCGAGCACGAACAAUGUGACGCAGAUAUUGAUAUCCACAAUGUUCUCCGCGGUGCCGGCCAGUACGCUUACUCUGGGGGAAACCACCACGAGCUUUGGAGAGCUGGUGACUUUUACUGGCCUCAGCACCCUUCCGGGAACAACGGUGACCGACGAAGUCACAUACACUUCGGUUUCCACCCCUGAAACGAGGAAUCUGACUGAAAGUCUCGAAGUGACCCAGACGUCUCUUUCCAUCAGUACAGGUACGUAUACUCUGCGAAUCUUUCGAGAUCUGCAGCGCCUGGCAACAGCAGGCGACUCGUCUCGGCCCAAGAUCUCGGGACCUCUCCUUCCUUUCACACGGCAUAAACUCGUGGACGAGGAGCCUUCGUAAAGAGGCGUCUUAUUUUCGCCAAGCUUGGCAGUUCGAUGAGGGAUCUCCUUCGAAUGCUUGGCGGUCACUGGAAGGGUGGCUAAUUCUUCUUCAGCCAUUAUCACAAUGUCCGCGAGUACGAUGACGCUCGAGUAUACGACCUCCUUGGAGGGAUCCCUAUCCGUUUUCACGGAAACUACCUGGCUACCAGCCUCCACUGUUACGGAAACUAUUACAUAUACGCUCUUUCAGCCCACGACGCUCUUCCAGCCGACCACAGUCCCGGAAUCAUUGACCACAACUCUUCAGCUGGUCUCGACAGUCGUUUCGAGCUACAUUAGUCUGGUUCCAGUGACCUUUACUACAGUCUUGAUAUCUACAGCUCCAGGUAUGCUUCACCCAGACAUUUUGGACUGAUUCGAAGUCUGCCCUCUCCAAGCUUUCCACCAAGAUCUAUAUCGAUAGCGAGACGCAGACAACGAAGAACCCACCUUGGAAAACGAUUUUCUAUGGCGAAAUGCCGCUCGACGAGUUUGUGGAGAGGGAGCCUAAUUCUGACGCUUUGUAGGGACUACCAUCACUUCGACUUUAACCUACAUCUCGAUUUUAACCCUUCCUGGUCCGACGUUAGUUAGCACGCAGCUUGCUUCUACUGUGUAUUCGGAUCUUCCCGUUUCAACGCGCACUGAGACCCUGAUAACGACCUUUUUGAGCUCCUUUCCGGUUACUUACAUCCGCACGCUCGUCUCAACGGCUCCUGGUAAGCAGAGCUGCUCACGCGAUUCUUUCGGCAUCUGAAAUCUCCUGCUGACUCCUCCAAGGAACCACCAUCACGUCUUUGACCACUGAAGUCCGAUACACUACUUCGUUGAUCAUUUCAACCGCCCCUCAAGAGACAUAUACCACUAUUUCAGUCCAGCCAGCGAGCACAUACCUUUCGACUCUGCUUAGUUCAUAUCCCGUUACAGAGAUCAGUACUUUGACUAUCACCGCUCCAGGUAUGGUCUUUCUUCUUGCCGCUGAGCGAUACAUGAAGUUUGCUAAUAUUCGCCAGGAACUACCUUUACUUCGGAGACGACCUUGGUCCAAUUCGAAACGCAGACCAUCUUCAUCACUUUGCCGCCAUCUACCCUGCCGGCUGCCACAGUCACCUCGGUUUUUCCCGCAUCAACUUUGCCGGCCAGCACAUAUUAUUCUACAGUUCUCAGCUCCUAUCCUGUGACCUUUACGACGGUCUUGAUUUCCACGGCUCCUGGUAAGUCUAGAGCCAUCAGUGCAAAGCAAUCCGUACGCAGUUCAAAGUCUCAUGUGCCUCCAAAAGCGCGUGGUGCACAAGCUUCUGGUGGUUGGCUUGCUUUGCUCGGAAGCGUCUCCUAGCCUGGAGAAGACCAAAUGCCCCUGAACAGCUUUUCUGCGAUGCAAGAUGCCAUUGAGCGGGGAAAAUAUUGGAGAGACCCUCGGAUUUUCUUGUUGACUAACGAUUUCCAGGCACAACGCUAACCUCCACUUCCACCUACGUAUCCUAUGUCACUCAAACCCUUACUCAACCGCCUUCGACAUAUAUCACAACCGCCCUGAGUAGUUAUCCGGUAAUAUAUACGCAACUCGGGCCCACACAGACGUAUCUUAGUAGUUACGCGGUCACCUACACGCAGCCUGCAAGCACGAUCGUCACAACGGCGCCCGCACAAACCAUCUUCUCCAAUCUCCCGCCAUCCACGGUUAUCACUACGCAGCAGACCACCGUGGUGUCGCUACAGCCGACGACCGUCGUCCUCACGGUCACAUCCAGUAACACUGUCACAUACACGCAGCAAACCACCGCCAUCUCGACUCAACCUACAACAAUAUUAUCGACUGUGGUCAAUAGCCGAACCGUUACCCAGACCCAGCCUGUGACAACCACAUCCGUGUCCUAUCAAACAGUUGUAUCCACGCUGGUUCAAACACAGAGUGUCACAUAUACACAGCAGACUACUCAGGUAUCUGUCCAGACAACCACCUACGUUACCACAGCCAUAUCAAGCGUACCGGUCACGUAUACGGCCACAGCGACCGCUCAGCUUCCUGCGUCGACUGUGACGGUAGUAACGACAGUUCGAGACAACCCGGCACCGACGCUCUGCGGCAACCAAGGCAUGCAGUUCGAGGCUGCCUACAACCCGCAAACCUACGGCAGCGCCGAUGCAUACACUGCUUACGACCCGGGGUAUCUCAAAGCGCCGGCAGUAGGAGGCACCAACCAGCAGAUAUACGUAACUGGCGUCACAAACCAGGUCGGAAUCUCUUCCGGAUGCACCAGCGGAAAUUUCACCCUGUAUGGGUAUUCCGUUCCUUGUCAGCAGUACUCUGUCAACCACCGCGGCUAUUUCUACGUCUAUUCCACCGGAACAUGGACUUUCACCCUCUCCAGCGUGGACGACGCGGCGGACCUCUGGGCCGGGUCGUACGCGCAGCAAGGCUGGACGAAGGCCAACCUGAAUCUGGCGGUGUAUUUCGCAUACAGCAAAGGCGUGCAGCAGGGCAGCGUGACGCUGAAUCUCACGGCUGGCACCUAUCUUCCCAUCCGAGUCAUCCAUGGACAAUCGGUCGGAGGCGCGUCGUUUGGCUUUUCGAUCAUCGACCCGGACGGGAACAUCGCCAUCAACUCCAAUAGCGUCUCUUCGCCGUACGUGGUGCAGUAUUCCUGCGAUAAGAGUGCAGCGCCGACCUAUGCGUACGCGUUUGGCGCGGAGCAGUAG
Lecanosticta acicola is the source of this 3666-nucleotide messenger RNA. Lineage: Eukaryota; Fungi; Ascomycota; Dothideomycetes; Mycosphaerellales; Mycosphaerellaceae. The record is from the annotation of a GenBank genome assembly.